This is a messenger RNA of Galleria mellonella (greater wax moth), 5099 nucleotides long. It is a transcript of the gene Su(var)3-3, whose product is annotated as lysine-specific histone demethylase 1A. Gene Ontology annotation, biological process: regulation of DNA-templated transcription. The record is from RefSeq and is a predicted model, not a curated record. Gene Ontology annotation, cellular component: nucleus. The transcript has 16 exons. NCBI's taxonomy places the organism in Eukaryota, Metazoa, Arthropoda, Insecta, Lepidoptera, Pyralidae. Gene Ontology annotation, molecular function: protein binding; oxidoreductase activity; flavin adenine dinucleotide binding. The coding region runs from base 118 to 2427 and encodes 769 amino acids.
AAGUUUAUUGAAUCUUCAGUAGGUACUUUAAUUCGUAAAGUGCUUUGUUUUCAUUUUUUUUUUAUUAUUCUAUUAUUAAUCGAUUUUGUAUUGCGGUACAUCAAAUAAUAUAGAAAUAUGAGUCGUCGUAAACGUGUAAAGGUCGAAAAUCGCGAUUUAGAUGAGAAGUUGAAGCAAGAUGACUCUGAAUCUGAUCAGUCCGAAAAGAGUAAAGUUACUUCGUCAAGUCCAUCUUUACUCGGCGGCCGACGAGAGUCCUCUUCGAGCCAUACAACUGACAUUAAAGAUUUGAAGAAAGAAGAAAAACCGGCAUCUGACGACACAAAGACCGAUGAUAUUGAAGAGAUUAAUUACAAGGAGAUGUUAAAUAGUUUGGAAGGAGCCGCUUUUCAGUCACGAUUGCCAUUUGAUAAAAUGUCUUCACUAGAGGCAGAAUGUUUCUCAGAUCUUCAAGGAGCUUCCAGUCAUGCUUUUAUUCAAAUAAGAAACCGUAUACUAAAAUUGUGGUUUGAAAAUCCAAAGAAACAACUUACCCCAGAAUAUUCUAUACAGAAAAUGGAGCCUCCAUACAAUGGUGACCCCGCUUUGGUUAUGAGAUGUCAUACAUUCUUAGAGAGACAUGGCUUUAUUAACUAUGGCAUAUAUGAGCGUAUCACACCUAUACCAAAUCCACCUAAAGGGAAACAGAGACCAAAAGUGAUUAUCAUUGGAGCAGGAGUGUCGGGCUUGGCUGCUGGUCGUCAAUUAACAUCAUUUGGAUGUGAGGUUGUCAUAUUGGAGGGUAGAGAUAGAGUCGGUGGAAGAGUUGUCACAUAUCGAAAGGGGCCUUAUGUUGCUGAUUUAGGAGCUAUGGUGGUAACAGGGUUAGGAGGCAACCCAGUAACCACAUUAUCAGUUCAGAUGAAUAUGGAAUUGCAUAAGAUCAAACAGAAGUGUCCACUGUAUGAAGCCACUGGCAAUCAAGUACCUAAACAUAAAGACGAAAUGGUGGAACGUGAGUUCAACCGUCUUCUCGAUGCUACUUCUUAUUUAUCUCACCAAGUUGACUUCAAUUAUUAUAAUGAUACUCCGGUCUCACUUGGUCAGGCAUUAGAGUGGGUAAUCAAACUCCAACAGAAGAAUGUCAAACACAAACAGAUACAACAUUUGAAAGCUGUGAUAACUUUACAAGAAAAAUUUAAAACUAAUUUAAAUAAGAUGACUGACAUACAAGAGUUAUUGAAAUCAAUGAAAGUUGAGAAAGAUGCGCUCCUAGUUGAGAGGGAGAGGGGUGCGACGGGUGAAGCGAGUAUCUUGCAAGAGUUUAAUUUACGUCGCCUUAACAGAGAGAUGAACCAGUUAUGCAAUGAGUAUGAUUCAUUAGUUACCCAAAAUGCCAAUAUUGAGGAGAAAUUGACACAACUGGAAUCCAAUCCGCCAAGUUCCGUAUACUUAUCGGUUCGUGAUAGACAAAUUCUUGACUGGCAUUUCGCCAAUUUGGAGUUCGCCAACGCUACGCCACUUGGUAACCUUUCUCUAAAGCACUGGGACCAGGACGAUGACUUCGAGUUUACUGGGAACCAUUUAACAGUACGGAAUGGCUACUCAUGUGUGCCUGUAGCCCUCUCGGAGGGUCUGGAUAUUAGAUUGGGAACAGCUGUCACGGAUAUACAGUACGGUGGGCCGGGAGUUACAGUUAAAGCUGUCAAUCCUCGAGCACCAAAUCAGCCUCAGACUUUCAAAGGUGACGUAGUUUUGUGCACUCUACCUUUAGGCGUGCUGAAGGUGGCAGUAGCGAAUAAUGGUCAGAACCAGCAAAACUUUGUCAAGUUUGAUCCACCGUUGCCUGAUUGGAAAGUGGCGGCUAUCAAACGUUUGGGGUACGGAAAUUUAAAUAAAGUGGUUCUAUGCUUCGAGCGCACAUUCUGGGAUCCUAGCGCUAAUCUCUUCGGGCAUGUCGGUACUACUACAGCUAGUAGAGGUGAGCUGUUCCUCUUCUGGACCAUGUAUAGUGCGCCUGUACUUUUAACACUGGUGGCUGGCGAGGCAGCAGCCGUAAUGGAGAACGUCACUGAUGACGUAAUCGUCGGUAGAUGUAUCGCUGUGCUCAAGAGCAUCUUCGGCCACGCCGCUGUCCCUCAACCCAAAGAGUGUGUGGUAACUAGAUGGCGUGCAGACCCUUUUGCUCGCGGUUCAUAUAGUUUUGUCGCCGUGGGAUCAUCUGGAACGGACUACGAUCUAUUGGCUGCCCCGAUUCCUGGUGCCCCUGGGGAGAAUAGGCUUUUCUUUGCUGGUGAACACACAAUGCGAAACUAUCCAGCUACUGUCCACGGGGCAUUUCUCUCCGGUUUGAGAGAAGCGGGACGUCUUGCAGAUCUACUGUUGCCUCAACCACUGAUAACAAAUGCCAGUGUCGCAGCGGCAAUGGCUGCAGCAAACCACUCUUAAAAUUCCUUAAACAUUAUAGCAUGAUGUCAUUCACUAAAACUAUAAAAAUUAUUAAUUCUAUUUAUGUCGAAUACAGCCAUAUUACCUGAGAUAUCCAUUAGCGACAGUUGUUGUCUGCAUAAUUACUUUGCGGAUAAAAAAAAAAUGUUCAAGAGAUGAUUAUAAAAUUCCCUUCAAAAAUCAGUUAACUGUCACUCACACCGUAUUUUAACGGGCGGCAUACCUAAGUAUAAAUGAUUAUGUUUUGUAAGAAAAUUAUAAAUUCCAUGUAACGAAACUCUCAAAUGUGAAAUUGUGUUACACGAUUUCAAAUGACAAAAUUUUCUUAUAUAUCAAUUGUAUAAUUAUUGAGACAAAUCACAUAUUUUAAAUGAAUAAGCUUGAAUAGUCGUUCAAGCGUGUAAAAUUUGCUAAAUUUUUUCAGACAUUUAUAAACAUUAACAAGGCAGUUUCCUUAUAUAAAAUGUUUUCUGUAUUUUAAUGCAUUAAAAGUUCGCUAUUUGGAUGAUGGAUUCAUGAACGGUAUAAGGGGUGCCAAAAAUUAAGUGUAUUCAUUUUGUCUAUUGUUAUGCUUGAUUUAUAGUGAUAGAUUUGCAAUGUCACUUUGAGGAAUUAUAUGAGAUGGAUAUGAUAUAUAUUUAAUAUAAUUGUAUUUACUGAAUUUACUGAAUGAAUUAGUCCAUUUAAAAUUAGUUAAAAUAAAAAUUGCCUUUAUCAAAAAGAUUGAUAAAUGUUGAGAAAGUCAAAGAUGUUUGUUCUAUUAUUACCAUUUACUCCGAUGAAAUAAACGCUAUUAUUGGUACUUAUACGUUAGGGCUUUUAUAAUUUAUUGAAGAACUGCAUAGUUUCACGAUUUGACCGUCACGAUAUAAUAAGAGUGCAAAAUAUAUGUAACCGUAUAGAAUCGUUUUUAAUUUUCCGCGACAAUAUCGUAAAUGUGUACGGUAAUAAGCGUCUGUGUAGUCGUGAUUGAAUAAGUAUAUUUUGCUAUUAUAUAUAUUGUGACGUGAUAAAAUUGUACGAUAUCGUAUCGUGCUAGUAAAUUAUAAAAGCGCCCAUUAAAAAAAGAUUGAAAUAUAUAUUUCAAAAUUUUAUUCCAGUAACCAAUUACUGUUAUAGUGGUACCAGACAUCAGAAUAGAAUCUAAAACACCACAUGUGAGUGGUUUCUUUGUAAUUAAUAUAUUAGUAUGUAAUUGGACGUACUUCUAGCAAUAAAAUUAAGGUCUGGAAUUUCAAGUAAUUACAGACUUAAAUGUAUUUUUAGGAGUUAUUCAAAUAAAAGGGUAAGAAGUAAGAUAAUAAGUGCUUUGUAUUACCCUUUCCACACUAUGCUGCUUAAGAAAUAAGUGUUACGAAAUGUAUAUUUGCUUUUAAAUGCGAUAGUUAAUAUGUGACUAGUUCGUGAAUUAUAUUAAAGUCACGAACACUCGUAAACAUAUGUUUGAAAAUAAAAUACUUUUACUUUGUAAUUUAGAUAUUAUAAGUUAAUGGACUACAAAAAGUAUCUAAUAUAACCUAGGAAUAUAACCCAUAGAAAAACUACAAAGAGACUGCCCUUAGCAUUUGAGAAUAUUUUAACUGGUACUGUUUAAGUAAUAUAUGUCCAGUCACAAGAUAAUAGCAAUUUACAUGUAUACUAAUAUUAUAAAGAGGUAAAAUUGUGAGUUUGGAUGAUUGGGGUAAUCUCCGAUACUACAGAUCCGAUUUUGAAAAUUCUUUCACUGUAUAUUAUCCCUGAAUAGUGUAGGCUACUUUUUAUUUUGGUAAGUAUAUAUUUUUAGUAAUUAAUCACAAUAAACGUAAUCGAAGUCAGCAAAAAUUCUAUAAUAUAGCGCGCACUGCCUAAACUGGGUUUGAAAUAAGGAAUAAAUUUUUGCUCUACAAAGAUGUCCAUUACUUUUAAUUUUACAAAAAAGUUCAUAAUGCCAUAUAUCUAAGUUUAGUAUCUCAGCGAAAAAGAUGGUUUUUUUUUAUGUUAAAAGUAAAAUAAAUUUUAUAAGUCGUUUAUUUGAAAAUCUUAGAGAAUAUUAGUGCAGUACUUUCACACACGCCAAAAUAACAGCCUUACUAAAAUGUGUUAAACAGUUUAAAUGUUACAUAAACAAAUAUUAAUAUUGCACUCGUGCGAAGCCGGAGUGAGUUGCUAGUAGCAACAAAAUUUUUAGCCCUAAUUUGUUGUUUCUUAUAAAGUCCACAAUAAAAAAAAAAGAUCAAUAUAAAUUGCGGAAAACGCUACAAAGUUCCAUUACAAAGGUGCAUUUGAUAACCCGUAAAUUCCAUAUUUAUCAAAUUUUAUUAUUCUAUCAGUAAUUUCUCCUUAUAAUAUAAUACAGAAAAUGUUAAAUAUCAUUGCAUACAUAUUGUCUAAAGGAGAGAGAUUAAUACUUAAAAGGGCUAUAUAAGUAUUAUCGAGCGAGUAUUAUCGAUUAAGUAUCUAUCUAUCUAUCUACUUUCCAAAAGGUGGAUCAUCACCAUACAUUUCCAUCAUCACUUCUGCAGUAACAUUGUCUCCCCGAAUACAAGUAAUAAGGAAUUAAAAAAAAUAUAUAUGUUUAGUAUAAAAUAAAUCGGCAUAGAUAUGCUCUAGAAUAAGAACUAAUUGAUUUUGACUCCAUUGUUUUAUUUUUAUAACCAAUACUGUGUGGAAAAUAAAGUGAAUUUGAAAAAGUA